This is a messenger RNA of Cheilinus undulatus (humphead wrasse), 633 nucleotides long. RefSeq names its product transmembrane protein 235-like. The transcript has 4 exons. NCBI's taxonomy places the organism in Eukaryota, Metazoa, Chordata, Actinopteri, Labriformes, Labridae. The record is from RefSeq and is a predicted model, not a curated record. The coding region runs from base 1 to 633 and encodes 210 amino acids. Gene Ontology annotation, cellular component: apical plasma membrane.
AUGAGAUACGGACUGGUUGUCCCUGCUGCUGGAUUCGCAGGUUUGCUCAGUUUUUGCCUCCUCGCUCUGGCUAUUGGGACUGAUUACUGGUAUAUCAUCGAUGUGAAGAGAGACAACCACACAGGUCCCGACGACCUGAGUUCACACUCUGGACUGUGGAGAAUUAUUGAAGGAGCAAACAGCAGCUCAGUCAUCCCCUCUUUCACUGCAAAUAUGUCCAGCCUGUCGGAGGCAGAGAGGCACCUUCUUGGCUUGCAUAAGGUGGUGGUCAUCUUGCUGCCCCUCAGCCUGGUCCUGCUGGUGUUUGGGUGGAUCCUUGGACUAGUCAGUUCGCUGGCCUGUAGCCCCAGCUUGCUGGCUGGAUCAUCAUCAUACUUCCUCUUCUGCAGUCUUUUCACUCUCACUGGAGUCAGCUUCUACAUCAAAUACUCCAACCAGGCUAUGGAUGUGUUCCAGCAGAUCGUGUCUCCGGAGAUCCUGGCCAAUGUGGACGUCUCCUUCGGCUGGUCCUUCGCCUUAGCUUGGCUCUCCUACAGCCUGGAGGUUGCCGCCGGCCUGCUGCUCAUGCUGGCUGCCAGGAUAAUUCAGACAAAGGGGCGCUAUGACUCAGGCGUAACCGUUGCCAUGUUAUAG